GUUUUAUUUGUAAAUCCCCGCUGUUUUGCCGAAACUAAAGAUGCUAGUUCUUCUCCCGUGAAAUGCCGACCUGACGAUCCGACAUGAGACUCACGCUUGUUUCUUGUUUCUUCAAGAAACUCCAACAUAUUCCCGGACACUUGACAAAAGGGAAAGUCCGUCUCUACCCUUACAUUACUGAAAGAAUGAAGAAAAAAGCUCUAGAAGAUCUUCUACGAGAAAAGAACAACCUGGAAAUUCUGUCAAAGUCGUUUCUCUCCCAGGGAGAAGAAAUCAAUCACAUGAGCGAACGCAGGGCUCAGAGAAAGACUGAAUUGUUUCGAUCUCGGCCACAAAAAACCUGGUAUAAGAAUGUUGUUGCUGAAGAUUGCUUCAAAUCUCUGAAUGUUAGUAAAAAAUGGGAAUAAAUAUUUAUAACUACUUUUCAAA
Molecule: messenger RNA, 429 nt
Organism: Octopus sinensis (East Asian common octopus)
Lineage: Eukaryota; Metazoa; Mollusca; Cephalopoda; Octopoda; Octopodidae
Exons: 3
Coding region: 84-407 (107 amino acids)
Biological process (GO): mitochondrial translation
Cellular component (GO): mitochondrial ribosome
Molecular function (GO): structural constituent of ribosome
Source: RefSeq, a predicted model, not a curated record